AUGUCUCUUACCUCCAUUCUCCGCCCUAUUCGGAUUGGGAGAUAUGCCUUACAGGCGGAAACACAAUGGCUCUGGAGACGACGUUUCGCGGAUCCCGGCGACUUUGUCCUGGUGGAAGAGUACACGUACUCGGGCACAAUAGAGGCGGCGGGACCUCUCGGGCUGAGUCUAGUACCUGUGGCCAUGGAUUCAGAUGGGAUAAAUCCUGAGUCGCUCGACGAAAUCUUGUCAACGUGGGAUGAACUUCAUCCUGGAGCCCGGGCACCAAAACUCCUCUACAUUAUACCAACGGGACACAACCCGACUGGCGUAACUCAGCCUCGACACCGGCGGCAAGAUGUUCUGGAAGUCGCCGAAAGACAUGAUCUUCUGAUUGUUGAGGACGAUCCUUACCAUUACCUCCAGUUUCCACGACCCGGUAGCGGGUCGGACUAUCUCUCCAUCCCUUCAUAUCUAUCGCUCUCCCGCUCGGGACGUGUGAUACGGCUUGACAGCACGUCUAAGAUUCUUGCGCCGGGAUUGAGAUUGGGUUGGCUUACAGCUCCAAAGGCCAUAGUCGAGACAUUCCAAGCGGCGCAUGAUCUGGGCUUCGUCCAAUCAAGCGGAGUCAGCCAGCUGGUCACGUACAAGCUGGUAUCAGAGACAUGGGGACAUGAUGGGUUUCUGCGAUGGCUUCAAGGCCUGGCGGGCUAUUACCACGCAAAGGCCACGGUAAUGCUCCGAGCCAUGGACAGAGAGCUGGGGACUGGAAUCCUGGCCGAUGUAUGCUCCUGGAACGCGAUCAGUGCCGGAAUGUUUAUUUGGCUCAGGAUUGAAUGUAGCAGGUUACCAGAGAUGUCCCAAACAGCGGUGGAUGCCGAAGCAAGGCAGCGAGCCCUAUUGAAGGUUGAGGACCGCAUUUAUACGGAAGCGAUAAAGGAAGGCGUACUGCCUUGCAAGGGUAGCUUUUUCCGAGCGUCCACGUCGCCCUGUGGUGGUGCCUCAAGCAAUGGGGCACAGCCGUCAGAUUCGAUCUUCCUGCGCCUGACAUUUGCGUCUUGUGAAGAGGAACAACUUGUCGCAGCAGUUGAACGUCUUGGGACUGCACUCCGCAACAUAUUCCACCCCAAAUCCGGGGUCAUCCAGACGGAAAUGGUGUAA
This is a messenger RNA of Cladophialophora yegresii CBS 114405, 1140 nucleotides long. RefSeq lists its product as uncharacterized. Gene Ontology annotation, molecular function: aromatic-amino-acid:2-oxoglutarate transaminase activity; pyridoxal phosphate binding; L-2-aminoadipate:2-oxoglutarate transaminase activity. The record is from RefSeq and is a predicted model, not a curated record. The transcript has a single exon. Bases 1 to 1140 code for a protein of 379 amino acids. NCBI's taxonomy places the organism in Eukaryota, Fungi, Ascomycota, Eurotiomycetes, Chaetothyriales, Herpotrichiellaceae. Gene Ontology annotation, biological process: L-tyrosine biosynthetic process; aromatic amino acid catabolic process.